AUGAGUUGGUCAACGCUUCUUUCUCUGAGCAACCCACUGUCGCCGGCCCUCAGCCGCUCCCUAACCUCAAAACGCUCCAAUUGCACCGUCGCGCCCCUAGCGUGCCUCAACGUGGACGUGCGCGCACCAGAUUCAUCCCACAACCCGCCAAUUCUCGACAAGAGAAGCUUGGAAAUAAUUGCGGACGAGAAAAAAUUUAUAGUGGGGACCUACUCCAGGGCGCCGCUGGUUCUUUCGAGUGGCAAAGGCUGUAAGUUAUACGAUGUUGAAGGGCGAGAGUAUCUGGACCUGUCGUCCGGCAUUGCCGUCAAUGCCUUGGGCCAUGGUGACCCUGAUUGGCUGCGGGCCGUCACACAGCAAGCUGAUGUGCUAACGCAUGUCAGCAACGUCUAUUACUCUGUUCCACAGGUGGAGCUUGCAAAACGUCUGGUCACAGGCUCUUUUGCCGACCGGGUCUUCUUCUGCAAUUCUGGAACCGAAGCCAACGAAGCUGCAAUCAAGUUCUCCAGAAAGUUCCAAAGGUUUACACGCUCGGAUGAGAACGACCCUCCAGUGAAGUUCAUUUCCUUCACAAAUUCCUUUCACGGCCGGACAAUUGGUGCUCUAGCGCUGACAAGCAAAGAGCAUUACAGGAAGCCUUUCGAGCCAAUAAUGCCCGGAGUCACUUUCUUGGACUAUGGAGACACUAAGGCAACAGUAGAGCUUAUUCAGACAGGGAAGAUUGCAGCUGUGUUUGUGGAGCCCAUUCAAGGGGAAGGUGGCAUACACAGUGCAACCAAGGAAUUCUUGACGGCCGUGCGUGCUGCCUGUGAUGAUGCUGGGUGUCUUCUCGUUUUUGAUGAGGUACAAUGCGGUCUGGGCCGUACGGGCUACCUCUGGGCCCACGAAGCCUUCCAUGUAUACCCUGACAUGAUGACUCUAGCUAAGCCCCUAGCCGGAGGCCUCCCAAUUGGGGCCGUAUUAGUGACCGAAAAAGUCGCCUCGGCCAUCAGUUUCGGGGACCACGGCAGCACUUUCGCCGGCAACCCUCUCGUUUGCAGUGCUGGAAUUUCCGUUCUUGACAAAAUCUCGAGCCCGAUCUUUUUAUCCGACGUCGCAGAAAAAGGAUGCUAUUUUCAAGAUUUAUUGGUGAAAAAAAUUGGAAAAAACCCUCGUGUUGUGGAGAUACGAGGUUUCGGGCUGAUUAUCGGGAUAGAGCUCGACGUAGCUGCAUCGCCAUUGGUCGAUGCCUGCCGGGAGUCGGGGCUUCUCGUGUUGACUGCCGGUAAAGGGAAUGUCGUUCGGAUUCUGCCCCCAUUGGUUAUCACUAGAGAGGAGUUGGAACAGGCAGCUGAGAUAUUGGUCAGUUGUUUUCCUGCUCUUGACGUUCACAGCAAGAACUAG
Messenger RNA from Striga hermonthica, 1383 nucleotides. Lineage: Eukaryota; Viridiplantae; Streptophyta; Magnoliopsida; Lamiales; Orobanchaceae. The record is from the annotation of a GenBank genome assembly.